Morone saxatilis (striped sea-bass) is the source of this 3423-nucleotide messenger RNA. It is a transcript of the gene cdk5, whose product is annotated as cyclin-dependent kinase 5. Gene Ontology annotation, biological process: synaptic vesicle transport; neuron apoptotic process; protein phosphorylation. Gene Ontology annotation, cellular component: nucleus; cytoplasm. NCBI's taxonomy places the organism in Eukaryota, Metazoa, Chordata, Actinopteri, Moronidae. The coding region runs from base 174 to 1052 and encodes 292 amino acids. Gene Ontology annotation, molecular function: ATP binding; cyclin-dependent protein serine/threonine kinase activity. The record is from RefSeq and is a predicted model, not a curated record. The transcript is spliced from 12 exons.
CUUUUGGCCCCUAGAUGACCAACAAGAGGAGCUUUGCUGCAGAGCGACCAGGAGCACCAAGUGCAGAUAGCUUUGAGCUAACGCUAGCAAUCAUAACACCAUUAACCCCCAUUUGGGGCUUUAAUCAGUCAUUGGUUUGAUAGCUAGUUCAAGGCUGGCUUCACUGGCCAAACAUGCAGAAAUAUGAAAAGCUUGAAAAAAUCGGAGAGGGUACGUAUGGGACAGUCUUCAAGGCUAAAAACAGAGAAACCCACGAAAUUGUGGCCUUGAAGAGGGUCCGGCUGGACGACGACGACGAGGGGGUGCCAAGUUCUGCUCUGAGAGAAAUCUGUCUUCUGAAGGAACUAAAGCAUAAAAACAUUGUCAGACUACAUGAUGUUUUGCACAGUGACAAGAAGUUAACCUUGGUUUUUGAAUAUUGUGAUCAGGAUUUGAAGAAGUAUUUUGACAGCUGCAAUGGGGAUUUAGAUCCUGAAACUGUGAAGUCAUUCAUGUACCAGCUGUUGAAAGGCCUCGCUUUCUGUCACAGUCGAAACGUUCUUCAUAGAGAUCUGAAGCCACAGAACCUCCUCAUUAACAGAAAUGGAGAGUUGAAGCUGGCUGACUUCGGUUUGGCUCGAGCCUUUGGCAUUCCUGUGAGGUGUUACUCAGCAGAGGUGGUGACAUUGUGGUACCGGCCUCCAGAUGUGCUGUUUGGUGCUAAACUUUAUUCUACCUCAAUUGACAUGUGGUCUGCUGGAUGCAUAUUUGCAGAGCUGGCUAACGCUGGAAGGCCUUUAUUCCCCGGGAACGAUGUGGACGACCAGUUGAAAAGAAUCUUCAGAUUGUUGGGUACACCAACUGAAGAACAGUGGCAGACGAUGACCAAACUCCCCGAUUAUAAGCCAUAUCCCAUGUAUCCAGCCACCACCUCAUUGGUGAACGUGGUCCCCAAACUAAGUAGCACAGGGCGGGAUCUUCUCCAGAACCUGUUAAAAUGUAAUCCUGUCCAGAGGAUCUCUGCAGAAGAGGCCUUGCAGCACCCUUACUUCGCCGAUUUCUGCCCACCCUAAAUGCAAAAUUGCUUCUCGCUGAACCUCAGCCGCCAGAAUCGAUCAUCCCUUCACUCUGUUGGGUCAUUAGGACCAGUCCCAACAAGGCAAAUCCUCACCGGUUUUCAAACACUCUCCUGCUUUCAUUCUGUUGUGCCUCUGUGUGGAACAAAGUCCUAGUGGCUCUGCAAGGUUUUAGGUUCUUUUAAGUUGCAAGCCUGUUAAAUUUGGUACAUACACGCCUCCCAGUUAAUUAGCACUAUUGUGGGAGGGUGCACUAUGUGUUGCAUUGAAUAAAUUUUAUACCUGUGGAAAUGGUUGUCAACAAGAAGUCCCUCUGCUCCAAAACACCGAAAUGACCGUACUGUUUAUUUCUGACUUUUUUAAUAGUUUGAAAUUUUGGAUAACUUAAACUCAAAGUGCUAGAACACACUGGAUCAGCUACCCAAACAGCCUUUCUAACAUUAUGGUUUCAGUUCUGACUGUAAUCUGUCUUGCAAAAGCAGUUUUGCCAAUUUGUUUUCAUAUAGAAGUCUUAAGGUUAAGCUGUAGCGAUUCAGGAGUUUUAAUACCAAUAUCGACAUUUGGGAUUUUAGAAAAUGUGAUAAUGAUUUUACUCCGUUUCCAUAAACACAAAAACAAAAACAUUUUUGACAAGGAUCACUUUUGUUUGAUUGAGCUAAGUGUGGACUGUAUUUCUGAAUGAUCUCAAACAUAUCUUUGGCAUUCCUGUUCCGCAGUUUGUUGUUACUCAUUAGCCGCAAUAUACGCCAGUACUGAUACGUGUGGGAUUAGUUAAUAUCUGCUGAUAUAUUGGCUCUAGUGGAGACCGCAGAUUCUUGGGGCAGCUAAUGCUACAAUAUCCCUAGAAUUAAUAGAUUGAUUUGUCCUUUUUGGAAUCACAAGCGAUUCAUUUGGAAAUUGUGUAGGGAUACGUCAAUGUUUGUUACUUUUUAUUUUUUUGUUAUUUUUCAAACACUUUAUUUUACAAGUCUGUAAUUUCCUACGAAUACAGAACUACUGUUUGUAAUUUGGUACUAAUUAUUGGUUGGUCUUUGAAAGAAUUCCAAUCAAACCUUAGUGUAUAUUCAGAAAUGAUUCACAUAUUGGAAUCUUUAUUCUCCAUAUAUACUAAAUUGUAUGUACAAUUUGCAUAUAUUUAUGUUCAGUUGAUCUGUUUUACAAUGAAUUAAUUAGAAAUAUUAAUUGGAAGUGUAUCGAUUUAUUUAUGUCCCUCCUGUAAUUAGUACCAAAUUACAUACUUCUUUCCUGGAAACUUUUUAGAAAAGUCUAAUAGGCAAUUACAGACCUAAAAAAUAAACUUUAUUUUAUUUUGACCAGAACAGACAAGACAGGACUUUUAAUACUGUUAUUUCACAUAGUAAAAAUACAACUCUUUGUCCCUCUACCUAUUACAAGAUUGUAUCAUAGCAUGAGAAGCUAAUUUAUAAUGUUCCUUUUUUCUCAGGCUUAUUUCCUUUUUUUUUUUUGUAUUUGUCUUUUGUGCACUUUGUAACUGACAGUUUAAAUCGUUUAGUUAUCAAUAUUAUUAAAUAUGUUUUACACUGACAGCCAGGAUUAUAGCCGGUUAUCAAUAAAAUGGGCCAAUAUAUCGAUAUAUGUUAAUACUAGUGGACCAUUAGUGACACAUUUAUGUUUGUUGACAUCAUCGUUCUCAUUAUUGUACUAAUGUAUUGUAGCUUUUUCUGAAAUGCUUUUGUAAUAGUUAAGUUAGAGAUGAAAACUCCACUGAUAAUCUGUAUUUUCAUAUAAUGAUUGAUUUGCACCAUGAGCUGUUUCCAUUUUGGUUACUUAUAUUAACAUGGUUAACAGCUUGCAGUGUUAUUUUACUCCAGAUUGUUACAGUGCUCCUCAUUCCGUAAAAAAGCCAACAUAAUGAGUCGUUUGAAGUAUCUGUUAAUAGGGAAGGGAUUUAUUUUCAUUUUGCUGAUGUAAGACAAGAUAAUGGAUGCAUGUAUUUAUUAAUGAUGGAAUGUCUGCUCAUGUUUUUGCAUUCGUUUAAAUGUAGCACAACUUAAUUUGGUACAGAAAAUCUCUUUUCUGAAUGAUUCAGUGAUACUCGGAUCUAUAGCAUUUAGCAGGUUCUUUUUAGGAUUUGAAAUAUUUGAAGGUUGUGUGUGUGUGGAUUAAGUUAUAAUGACAAAACAAAAGCAUUUUCUCUCAAUAUUUCAUAAUCUUGUGAUUACAGGACAUUUCAGACUAACUGCUGUAGAGUUACUUUACACAGCUUGCAUUUAAAUUCUGAAUGAAGAGUGGGUUUUGCACUUUGCUAGUAUCUUUGCUUUUGUUGGUAGAACUUGGGACAGAUGCUGUCAGUGAUUCUUUCUGUGUAUAUUUCAGCCAAUAAGACACAAAUACAAACAUAAGUUUG